Messenger RNA from Cyanidioschyzon merolae strain 10D, 1656 nucleotides. RefSeq names its product Sps1-like serine/threonine kinase. Gene Ontology annotation, biological process: protein phosphorylation. Lineage: Eukaryota; Rhodophyta; Bangiophyceae; Cyanidiales; Cyanidiaceae. Gene Ontology annotation, molecular function: ATP binding; protein kinase activity. The transcript has a single exon. Bases 1 to 1656 code for a protein of 551 amino acids. The record is from RefSeq and is a predicted model, not a curated record.
AUGAGCUUCGCGGCAACGGCAACGAUGACGAGUGCGGGUCGAGCAACGCCGGCGACCUUCGACGGGAACCCAGCACCGGACCGAAAGCUCCUCGUGGAACCAGGGGACGCUGCCGCCCUUUCAAGAGUGGAGGCGGAUCCUCGUGUUCGGUACAAUCCCCUUGCACCCAUAGGGGAGGGCGCUUUUGGUAUGGUCUAUCGCGCUCUGGACACUGAAACGCAAACCGUUGUCGCUGUGAAAGUCAUCAACCUGGACGAGUGUCACGACGAGAUCGAGGGAAUUCAGCAGGAAGUUACCGUCAUGGCUCAGUUGAACACGGCACACGUUGCAAAGUACUAUAGAUCUUUUCUCGUGGGGCCUGAGCUCUACAUCGUGAUGGAGUACGUGGAUGGUGGCUCUGUUCGGGAGCUGAUGGAGUUUCUCGGCGGGAGGCUCUCUGAAGACAUCAUCGCAGUGAUCGCCCGCGGUCUCGUGGAGGCGCUCGUUCACUUGCACGCUCAGAACAAACUGCAUCGCGACGUGAAAGCCGCCAACGUCCUCUUGACCACGACAGGCGACGUUAAGCUGGCAGACUUUGGGGUAAGCGGGACGCUCACCUCGACUUUUCGGAAGCGGAACACCAUGGUUGGGACGCCCUACUGGAUGGCCCCCGAAGUCAUACGUGAAAGCGCUUAUGAUGAGAAAGCAGAUAUCUGGUCGCUGGGCAUUGCGUGCUACGAAAUGGCUACCGGCUUGCCACCGUAUGCCGAUUUGCACCCGAUGCGCGCGCUCUUCCUGAUUCCGAAGAGCGAGCCGCCGCGACUGCCCGAAAACGAUGAUGGAUCCUCGCCGUGGUCUGCAACUUUUCAAAAUUUCCUCUCAUGUUGUCUUCAAAAGUCACCGACUGAACGCGCUACCGCUGCAGCGCUGCUUGAACAUCCGUUCUUGCGCUGCGGUCCAGAAGCAAAAUCGCAACUCAGCGAACUCGUGCAGCGAAAAGUGCGAAACCAGCAGAUCCUGACGAUGCCUUUAGCAGCGGGCAAGACGGGUACCGAGCCUGUCCCAUCAAAAUCAUCGUCUUCGAGUGCAUCGGUGUCUUAUCAUCCACCGACGUCACAUUCAUCAUCAGGGGAGCCUCAUCCCUCGGCUUCGGUGGGCGGCAGCCUGUCCCGCUGGGACGACUCGCUCGGUCUCGACGAAUAUCUGGCUGCCUCGCAGCGCGCUCUGGAUCGAACGCAGUGGCGCUACAUGAGCAUUCCACGUCCCAACACGAUCGUUGCGGGUCGUACAGCGUCAUUGAUGGCGACGAAUUCGCGACAAACAGGUCCGCCGCAUGAAAUCCAGUCAUGGACCUUCGACUCGAACGAGAGUGGCAGCGUCUUGAUCACGAACGCUCCGGGAUGCACCUGGACUGGGGAAAAUUCCCAACUGACGCCUUCACCGUCGCAUCCGAUGUUCUGCUAUUUGCUGGAACCCGCGAUCCGGCGUCUUGUUGCGAAGUACGCCAAUGAGGGGACCGAUGCGAAUGGUCCCGAGCUUGCACGCCUCCUCCAUAGUAUUUUGGCGCAGUUUCAGCGAAUGGAGUGCAUUCGGCCCGGUGCGAGUUGUGCAUUCAUCAAAGAGCUCAUGGCUGCCGUACAGCAAACACGCCUUCCAGAGGGUGAUCAUGCGCAAUGA